This is a messenger RNA of Purpureocillium takamizusanense, 1668 nucleotides long. RefSeq names its product lipid-binding protein (gene LSP1). Gene Ontology annotation, molecular function: lipid binding. The record is from RefSeq and is a predicted model, not a curated record. Bases 224 to 1285 code for a protein of 353 amino acids. Gene Ontology annotation, biological process: endocytosis; negative regulation of protein kinase activity; eisosome assembly. Lineage: Eukaryota; Fungi; Ascomycota; Sordariomycetes; Hypocreales; Ophiocordycipitaceae. The transcript is spliced from 5 exons. Gene Ontology annotation, cellular component: eisosome filament; plasma membrane.
CACCACCACCACCGCUCCCCCCAUCCCGCAUAAAACCAUCGCAUCCCUCCCGACUGGCCCCCCUUCCGCUGCUGUCCCAUUCCCCCCCUUGUUGAUACCCUUUGCUUCAGCGCCGAUCCCCCUCGCGUUCCACCUGCUCGGGAUUUCACUUGCUCUGAACACAAGCAAUUCGAGUUUCCAACCCGUUCAUCGCAUACGUAUCCGCCGCGCCGACUCGCCCAUCAUGCAUCGCACUUAUUCCAUGCGCGCGACCCGGGCGCCCACUGCGUCCCAGCUGCAGAGCCCUCCGCCGCCUCCGUCAUCCACCAAGGCCGGUCGCCUCUUCGGCAAGGGAAGCUUCGGCCAUGCCCUCCGCCGCAAUGCCGGUGGCGCCUUCGGGCCCGAUCUGGCCAAGAAGCUCUCCCAGCUCGUCAAGAUGGAGAAGAACGUCAUGCGCAGCUUGGAGCAGGUAGCCAAGGAGCGCAUGGAAGUCGCUCAACAACUCUCCAUCUGGGGCGAGGGCGGCGACGAGGAUGUCUCUGACGUCACUGACAAGCUCGGUGUCCUCCUCUACGAAAUCGGCGAGCUCGAGGACCAGUACGUCGACCGCUACGACCAGUACCGCAUCACCAUGAAGAGCAUCCGCAACAUUGAGGCCUCAGUCCAGCCCAGCCGAGACCGCAAGCAAAAGAUCACCGACCAGAUUGCUCAGCUCAAGUACAAGGAGCCCAACUCGCCCAAGAUUGUCGUUCUCGAGCAGGAGCUCGUCCGCGCCGAGGCCGAGUCCCUGGUCGCCGAGGCUCAGCUGUCCAACAUCACCCGCGAGAAGGUCAAGGCGGCCUACACUUAUCAGUUUGACGCCCUGCGCGAGCACUGCGAGAAGGUGGCCAUCAUCGCCGGCUACGGAAAGCACCUCCUGGAACUCAUCGACGACAGCCCCGUUACCCCCGGUGAGACGCGACAGGCGUACGACGGCUACGAGGCCAGCAAGGCUAUCAUCCAGGACUGCGAGGACGCCCUCACCAACUGGGUCACGGCGAACGCCGCCAUUUCCUCCAAGCUGUCGACGCGCUCGCGCACCCUGUCUCAGCGCCGCCGCAACAACAUCCGCGCUCGCGCCGAGGGCGGCCACGACCUGUCGGGCCAGGACGCGCCGCUUCACGACGGCAGCUCUUGGGUCGGCAGGCACGAUGAUGAGUCUGAGGAGGAAGAGGACGAGGACGCGCACCACGCCGGCCUGGACUCCGAGGUUGGUGUCAACGGCGGGGAGAGCCGCGGCCGCACUCAGGAGGCCGUCGUCGCGUGAGAAGCCUCAGCCAAACCACUUCGAAAAUGAACAUAUCUGGGACACUAGAAAAAAUUGCCGGCGCGAUAUCACGGGAGCAGUAAUGAGGGUAAUAUCGGUUAGGCAGCCACGGACGCUGCUGCCAUGGCGGAGUUUGCACGGCAAGCUGGACAUGACGGAUGGUUGUGUAUGAAUGUCUUUUUUUUUUCUGAUCGUAUGCUUAGUAGGGUAGCUUUUCUUGGUGUACUCUUAACGCUAAUACCAGGUUGAAGGUUGAUGAGGCCUCUUUGAUGUCGCGUUCAUGUGCGUGCUUGUUGGUGACGGGACUGGGGUAUCAUUAGACUUAAAAGGGCACAACACCACAUCGGUGGUCCCCAGAUGUGGCGGUGAUGCGCUCGCGCGUG